AUGGAUAUGAACAUGAUCCUCCAUUUUGGGGAGCGGGAGAUGAUUCUCUUCUCUUUUUGGAAAACAGGAUCACUAACUGGUAAUUGCUUCAUUUUUUUCAACGCUAGAAAGUAAAAAAGUUAAGGUAUGGCUGUUUCAAUGCUCAUCACAUUUUUGAUGUGCAUCGUGUACGAAGCCAUCAAAUCAUUCCGCUAUUUCUUGGCAGUUUACCAUUCGAAGGUAUUCAUAUUUAUAUUAGAACUUCUAUUUCAAUCGAAUCUUGCUUUCAGCAGAGGAUUCAAGGCCGUCAGAACUCUGGAGGGACAUCGAACUCUGUGAAUUCUGGCGCCGACGCCGUCUCAGAGGAUUCGAUUCAAGUCGCGCCUCUCAUCCAGUUGUCCGGGUCAGUCCCUCAGUGCGUUUUAUCCUACUUGGUUCUUUGACCUCUACUUUCGCUCAGCUAUACUUUUAUAUUUCAGUUUCACUCGAAAGCUUUUCACUCCGUAUCGGAUUAGUCAGGCAGCUCUUUAUGGUCUUCAGGUUGGUUCUUAAUUUUAGGAGAAAUAAAGAAAAUGUUCGAGGCUGUCUUGGCGUACGCGCUGAUGCUGAUUGUGAUGACGUUCAACGUGAAUCUGAUUCUGGCGGUCGUCUUUGGAGAAGCUGUCGGUUAUUUUUUGUUCACCGGAACCCCUCUGGUAGAUAAUGCCGUAGCUGAUUGCUGUUAA
This is a messenger RNA of Caenorhabditis auriculariae, 704 nucleotides long. Lineage: Eukaryota; Metazoa; Nematoda; Chromadorea; Rhabditida; Rhabditidae. The record is from the annotation of a GenBank genome assembly.